Messenger RNA from Misgurnus anguillicaudatus (oriental weatherfish), 2619 nucleotides. The record is from RefSeq and is a predicted model, not a curated record. Lineage: Eukaryota; Metazoa; Chordata; Actinopteri; Cypriniformes; Cobitidae.
CGUCCUUGAUCAUUCAUCCAUAUUAAUUAUGUCUAUAAAUGUACAAAUACUCUAUCAAGUCAGUUGCAUUUGGCAGCCACCAUUUAGCUCAAUCUUAGAAUGCUUCUUUAUUCUUACACAUUCCUGAUUGUCUAUCACCUUCAUGGAAAAGCAGAAAGCACUCUAUGCCAACUGCUGGGAGACCCAAAAUAUCCUCUGUUGUCCAAGGAUGGGGACAUAACUAUUGGAGGAGUUUUUGCAAUCAACAGAAAAGAAACAUUACCGUCAUUUGAGUUUAUACAAAAGCCUCAGCUUCUAUCAUGCUCCAGUGUGAAUAUAAGAGAUUUCCGGCUGUCUCAGACUAUGAUCUUUACAAUUGAGGAAAUAAACAGAAGUGAAAAUUUGCUCCCAAAUGUUUCUAUUGGCUACAAAAUCUAUGAUACCUGUGGAUCAAGAAUGUCGUCUAUGAGUGCAACUAUGGCAGUGAUGAAUGGUCAGGAGUUUGCAUCAGGAGACAGAUGCAAUGGACAGCCUCCUAUACAUGCUAUUAUAGGGGAAUCAGAGUCCUCUGCCACAGUGAUUUUGUCCAGAACCACAGGACCUUUCAAAAUUCCAGUGAUAAGUCCUUCAGCCACAUGUGAGUGUCUCAGUAAUAGGAAAGAUUACCCUUCAUUCUUCAGGACUAUUGCUAGUGAUUAUCACCAGAGCAGGGCACUUGCACUCUUGGUCAAGCAGUUUGGCUGGACUUGGGUUGGAGCUGUAAACAGUGACACUGAUUAUGGGAACAACGGAAUGGCCAUAUUUCUGAAUACAGCGCAGGAGGAGGGGAUUUGUGUAGAGUACUCUGAGAAAUUUUACAGAACAGAGCCUGAAAAAUUACAAAAAGUGGUAAACACAAUGAAAAAAGCAACCGCGAAAGUGAUUGUUGCAUUUGUUUCAUUUAUUGAGAUGGGAUUACUAAUUGAGCAACUUAGUAUCCAAAACAUUACAGGCCUCCAAAUAAUUGGCGUGGAGGCAUGGAUAACAUCAAAGAAUUACAUCACUCAAAACACUUUUCAUGUGAUGAAAGGGUCACUGGGCUUUGCAGUAAGAAAAACAAAAAUUGAAGGGUUUUUAGAUUAUGUUAUUAAAACAUUUUGGGACACAGCUUUUCCAUGCUCAGAAAGAGAUGGAAAUUCAUCUCAAAAUACAGGAAGUUGCAGCAGAUAUCAGGAUCUACUAUCACUGAAAAAUUACAAUGAAGAUGUGCUUGAACAAAGAUAUUCAAGUAAUGUCUAUAAAGCAGUGUAUGCUGUGGCUUAUGCAUUACACAGUCUGCUAAAGUGCAAAGAACAAGAAGGUUGUGAGAAAAGCCUAAAAAUAAAACCACAGCAGGUGGUUGAGGCUCUGAAAAAUGUAAACUUUGCUGUAGAAAUGGGUGAUCGUGUGUGGUUUGACAGCACUGGUGCUGCAGUAGCCCAGUAUGAAGUUGUGAACUGGCAGCAGGACUCGGAUGGAUCAUUUCAGUUUAAACCAGUGGGUUUCUAUGAUGCCUCAUUGCCCUCUCACCAACGCUUGGUUCUUAAUACUAAAAACAUAAUCUGGGCUGGAGGAAGUUUGGAGAAGCCAAAGUCUUUGUGCAGUGAGAGUUGUCCUCCAGGCACUAGGAAGGCCGCACAGAAAGGAAGACCUGUCUGCUGUUAUGACUGUAUUACAUGUGCAGAUGGAGAAAUCAGUAAUGAGACAGAUUCAAAUAACUGCCAGCAGUGUCCAGGGGAAUACUGGUCUAAUACUGAGAAUACUGAAUGUGUGUUAAAGGCUGUAGAGUUUCUGUCAUUCACAGAAGUUAUGGGUAUAGUGUUAGUCUUUUUCUCUCUGUUUGGAGUAGGAAUAACUGUACUGGUGGCCAUCCUGUUUUACAGUAAGAAGGACACUCCCAUAGUAAAAGCCAACAACUCAGAGCUGAGCUUCCUGUUGCUCUUCUCAUUGACUUUGUGUUUUCUCUGUUCACUUACUUUCAUUGGUCGCCCCACUGAGUGGUCCUGUAUGUUGCGUCACACAGCGUUUGGGAUCACUUUUGUCCUCUGUAUCUCCUGUGUUCUGGGGAAAACAAUAGUGGUAUUAAUGGCAUUUAAGGCCACACUUCCAGGAAGUAAUGUCAUGAAAUGGUUUGGGCCUGCACAACAGAGACUCAGUGUUUUUGCCUUUACUCUCAUACAAGUUCUUAUCUGUGUGCUUUGGCUAACAAUAUCUCCUCCUUUCCCCUAUAAAAAUAUAAAACAUUAUAAGGAGAAGAUCAUUCUUGAAUGCAAUCUGGGUUCUACUAUAGGUUUCUGGGCUGUGUUUGGUUAUAUUGGCCUACUGGCUGUCUUGUGCUUCAUUCUGGCUUUUCUGGCUCGAAGGCUUCCUGAUAACUUUAAUGAAGCUAAAUUCAUCACAUUCAGUAUGCUCAUAUUCUGUGCUGUAUGGAUCACAUUUAUCCCAGCUUAUUUCAGUUCACCUGGAAAAUUUACUGUAGCUGUUGAGAUAUUUGCUAUUUUAGCUUCAAGCUUUGGUUUACUGUUCUGCAUAUUUGCACCUAAAUGUUAUAUUAUCUUGUUUAAACCUAAACAAAAUACAAAGCAACAUAUGAUGGGAAAAACACAAACUAAGUCCUUCUGA